Molecule: messenger RNA, 381 nt
Organism: Striga asiatica
Lineage: Eukaryota; Viridiplantae; Streptophyta; Magnoliopsida; Lamiales; Orobanchaceae
Source: the annotation of a GenBank genome assembly
AUGGAGUUGGAGCGGCCAGGGGAAGAGAGGAAGAAUCGGUUGGAGGCGAACGCGGAGGUGAAGUCCGGCAGGGGGUCGUCGCCGGAGUCGCCGUCGUCGUCGGAGGAGGAGAGGAAGUCGUCCGUGGCGGCGCCGGCGGCGGCGGUGGUGGUGGUGGAGAAGGUGAGGGACUUGGAGAGGUGGUCGGAGGAGGCGCAGCAGGAGUUGGCGUCGUAUAAGGAGUUGAAAUUCUUGAAAAUUGAUGGAUUGUUGUUGCCGCCGGCGUCGGAAAAACGGGGGUCCUGGUCGAGCUCGUCAAUGGCUGGCGGCGGUGGGGAAAAAGCGAUUGAGGGAAAGCACUUGAAUUUGGAGAAACAGAGAUGGUUGAUCGGUACUAGUUAG